GCUGUCUUGUCAAAUCUGAAAAAGUGGCUCCGCUCAUCCGCUCACUCGCUCACCCGCUCACCCACUAAAUGCUUUCCCACGCGACCAAUUAGUCGAGAGUGCAACAAGAUGAUUAACCAGGGAAAUGAGGAUGAUGAGCUCUCGCUCUCCUCGUCAACUCUUGAUGCCCUUAAGCAGUUUUAUGCCGAGCGAGACGCCCGUGCGGAGCAGUUUGCCAAGCUCCAGGCUCAGGCUGAGGAACAGCAUGCUGCCAGUCAAGCCCAGUCAAAGCCGUUGUCCAUAGAGGCCUUUACCGAGGAUUGGAAUGAGAGCCAGUUCUGGUACUCGGACGAAACGGCAUCGUUCCUGGCAAAACAACUCCUCGAUGGAACCACGGCGGGCAUGACCAUUGCGGUCGUGUCGGCACCGAGUGUGUUUGUCGCUCUGAAGAAUAUCUUGAGCACCGCAUCACCAGAUGGCGCUAAACCUAAGCUCGUUCUCCUCGAGCAUGACAACCGCUUCGCCAUCUUCCCGGAGUUUGUCUUCUACGACUUUAAUCAGCCGCUGAAGCUCCCCGCCCACCUCAAAGGCACCUGCGACCGCAUCGUCUGCGACCCACCGUUUCUCAACGAACACUGCCAGACCAAAGCCGCCAUCACAGUCAAAUGGCUCUCUAAACCGCCAUCAGCCGAGGAAGGCAAGAACCAACAACAGCCCAGACUGAUAGUGUGCACGGGCGAACGGAUGGAGGGCAUCGUGACCCGCUUGUACCGCUCGUUUGGCUUGCGUACGACCGACUACGACCCCGUACAUGCGCGCGGUCUGAGCAACGAGUUUUACUGCUAUGCCAACUUUGAGUCGGUUGGUUGGGGGUGGCGGGCUAGUAGACAGGGUAAGCAGGGGGCCGGAGUGAGGCAGCCUACUGAGGGGUGAAGGGACAGAAGGGUAAAUCGGGAAGAACGGAGGUACCGAACGAAGCAGCCAUAUACAUUUUUCUGAAAACACAAAAAACAACCUCUAAACACCAGAAAACUCCAGGAGAUCCGCAUGUUUUGCUUCCGUUACACUCGCAAUGGCAUCCCAA
This is a messenger RNA of Chaetomium strumarium, 1063 nucleotides long. Its product is annotated as putative N6-adenine methyltransferase-domain-containing protein. Gene Ontology annotation, molecular function: protein-lysine N-methyltransferase activity. The transcript has 7 exons. The record is from RefSeq and is a predicted model, not a curated record. The coding region runs from base 109 to 912 and encodes 267 amino acids. Lineage: Eukaryota; Fungi; Ascomycota; Sordariomycetes; Sordariales; Chaetomiaceae.